AUGUCAUUCCCAGGCAAUGCUCCAGAAAGCAAGGAUAAAACACAUGCAAUCCACAAGCAGAUAGGAAUCCUUGAGGUCGUACAAGUCAUCCUUGACUUGAACAUUGUGAUCUCUUGGUGGGUAGAGACUGGUUUCUCAACUCAGUGGUGCUUUGAGAAUUUCAUCCAGCAUCGAUCGAUGAGACGGGCGCGGGAUGUUCGUGAUCAGCUCCAGGGACUCAUGGAGAGAGUUGAGAUGGAGAUUGUGAGCUGUGGUAUGGAUAGUGUCGUUAUUAGAAAGGCUGUAACUGCUGGUUUCUUCUACCAUACUGCACGCUUCAGUAAGGGAGGUAACUACAAGACAGUCAAGCACCAACAGACAGUCAUGGUUCAUCCCAAUAGCGGUCUCUUUGAAGAACAACCAAGAUGGCUCAUCUAUCAUGAACUUGUCUUUACAACCAAGGAGUUCAUGAGACAGGUGAUAGAGAUAGAGAACGGUUGGUUGCUAGAGGCUGCUCCACACUACUACAAGGCCAAGGAACUAGAGGACGCAUCAAGCAAGAAGAUGCCUAAGGGCGUCGGCAAGUCAGCCGGUAACUGAUCGGAGUUACACAGAAGACUGGUAUUAUUGGAGGACCAGUCAUGGGGAUGAGUAGUGCUGGCCAUCAUCUGGUAUCGUUGAGAUGGGACUCACUUAGGGCGCGUUCAUGCUUGAUUUU
Strongylocentrotus purpuratus (purple sea urchin) is the source of this 697-nucleotide messenger RNA. RefSeq names its product pre-mRNA-splicing factor ATP-dependent RNA helicase DHX16-like. The transcript is spliced from 4 exons. Bases 1 to 579 code for a protein of 192 amino acids. The record is from RefSeq and is a predicted model, not a curated record. Gene Ontology annotation, molecular function: RNA binding. Lineage: Eukaryota; Metazoa; Echinodermata; Echinoidea; Camarodonta; Strongylocentrotidae. Gene Ontology annotation, cellular component: intracellular anatomical structure; catalytic step 2 spliceosome.